AGCGCGGGCUCGCUGCCUUCUGCCCCGCCGGGAGAGCCUGGCCAGCCGGGCCGCGCGCGCGCCCCCCGCGGCGCACGGGCGCGUGCGGCCGCCACGCGAGCUUUGGGAGGCCAGGGCCGCUGCCCCUGAUGGCGAAUAACGUGAUUGACGUGGCGAUCCGCGGAGUUGGCGGCAGCAGCAGCUCGUCCAGUGGCAAGGUGGCUGUGAAGCUGGAUCCGAGCAACGUGGCCCCGCAGGCGGAAAGCAGGAUCGCCAAGCUUGAGAAGGUCAACAACGUACGGCUCAGCAUGGUUAGUCUUUGGCUUUGUCAGUUGCAGGUGUAUUCGGUUGGUGGUGUCCCAACUGACUCUUGCUCGUGCGGUCAUGGUCUAUUUUCGCAGGACAUGGUGCAGAGCCAGUGGUUGAGGGUUUUUGGCGAUUCAAGGCUCCACGCGAGCGACGCUUCUCACACUGAUGUGAUUUUCGGUAAGCGACGCUUCAUUCAAGCAGAGAUGUUUGCGUGUGAAUGCUCGUGCAUACCCUAUGACCUCAUGUGCUAUUGCUGGAGAGGCUGCAAUCGCUUGCAGCGCCCAGCUGUACAGAAUUGCCACCGAAAGGUGUGAUCUGGCGGAUCGUGAGCAGUCUGAAGCAGCGUGAUGCGACGACGGCCGCAAGGAUCCUCUUUCCUUCCUUCCCUUUCCUCCCUCCUUUUUCCCUCGCCAUCCUCUCCACGCCUGCCCAGUCCCGUCUCUCCCUUCCUCUGUUUCUCUUCCCCCUGCUGCCGGCCCUCCCCCUCCAC
Prorocentrum cordatum is the source of this 778-nucleotide messenger RNA. The record is from the annotation of a GenBank genome assembly. NCBI's taxonomy places the organism in Eukaryota, Dinophyceae, Prorocentrales, Prorocentraceae.